GAUGCAGAUAUAACAGCCCCAGACAGAGAGAGGCUCGACACACAAAUGUGAAAUCAGGGUCAUCUGCGCGUAUCAAGAGAUCGGAUUGGUUGGAUAAGAAAUAUUUCUCUUCCUUGGACCUCUUUACAGUUUAUUUUCCACUGGAGCUUCAGAGGAAACCGCACAUCUCAUCUGAAAGUCACUUCUGCAUAGGAAUCUUCUGCGUAAUGGUGAUCUCCAAAGGACACUGACUAUCCAGAGCCCUGAAAAUUAAUUUGUUUUUACUACCUCCUUCAUAUAAAAACAAAAAUGCAGGUCAUUGUGUUUGUUUCAGUAGCUUUGAUUUACAUCAAGGCUGUCGUCGCGGAUCCUAAAGCCAAGUGUCCGGAGCGCUGUGAUGUGAGUACGUGUCCGAGCCCGAGCUGUCCGAGCGGGUAUGUUCCUGACCGCUGUAACUGCUGUUUGGUGUGCGCGCAGGGAGAGGGGGAGCCCUGCGGCAGAAAGGACGAUCUGCCCUGCGGAGACGGACUAGAGUGCAAGCACCCUUCUGGAAAGAGACUGUCUAAAGGCGUGUGUCAAUGCAGAUACAGUAGUAAAGUGUGCGGUAGUGAUGGAAACACAUAUGGUAACAUCUGCCAGCUGAAAGCCAUAAGCAGGAAAGCUCUGCAACAGGGUCUGCCCGGAGUCACUAACGUGCAUAAAGGACCCUGUAAAAGCAAUCAAGGUCCCACACACCCCAACAGCCCAAGGAACAAAUUCAACUUCAUUGCUGACGUGGUGGAGAAGAUCGCUCCUGCUGUGGUGCACAUUGAGCUGUUCCUAAACCACCCCCUCUUCGGCCGGACAGUUCCACUGUCUAGUGGAUCUGGUUUUGUAAUGUCAGAGACCGGGCUGAUCGUGACCAAUGCCCAUGUGGUUUCCAGCACUACACCCGUUUCGGGUCAUCAGCGACUCAAAGUACAGAUGCGUGAUGGAGAUGUGUACGAAGCCACGAUAAAAGACAUCGACAAGAAGUCUGACAUCGCCACUAUUAAGAUUAACCCACAGAAAAAGUUGCCUGUUUUAUUACUGGGUCACUCUGCAGACCUGCGCCCUGGUGAGUUUGUGGUGGCUAUUGGCAGCCCUUUUGCCCUGCAGAACACAGUGACGACAGGAAUUGUAAGCACAGCACAGAGAGAUGGAAAAGAACUGGGUCUUCGUGACUCAGACAUGGACUACAUCCAGACUGACGCCAUCAUCAACUAUGGAAACUCAGGUGGACCACUAGUCAAUUUGGAUGGAGAGGUGAUAGGAAUCAACACACUGAAGGUAGCUGCAGGAAUCUCCUUUGCCAUUCCUUCAGACAGAAUUACCCGCUUCUUAAAUGAUUCCCUGGGAAAGCAAAACAAAGAGACAAGAUCCGUGAAAAAGCGUUUCAUUGGAAUUCGAAUGCUCACCAUCACAGAAGCUCUCGUGGAGGAACUGAGGCAACAGAAUCCAGACUUCCCUGAUGUCAGCAGUGGGAUCUAUGUUCAUGAGGUGGUUCCUCACUCCCCUGCUCAGAAAGGGGGAAUCAAAGACGGUGACAUCAUCGUUAAGUUGAAUGGAGAGCCACUGAUGAGCACCAGUGACCUGAAGGAAGCUCUUGACAAAGACACCACACUGCUGCUGGAGGUGCGCCGUGGCAACGAUGACCUGCUCUUCAACAUUGAGCCUGACAUCAUCAUGCAGUGACAAUUUACUUAGAAUGUAAACAAUGCAAUUGAACAAAAGACAUUGGUAUGUGCAGUCAUGGCCAAAGAGAUUUUUAAUGGAGCAUGUAAAACAACAAGGACCUCUUUUACAAGCAGAGAAAUCUCACCUUGAGCUUUUAAAAAUCUCAGUCAUGUCAAGCCUGCCUAAGAAGGUUUAUAUGAAAGGCAUUUCGUAUUAGCUUUGAUGCAGGUUUGAAGGGGAGAAUGAUUUAAUUUGUGGCUAAAUAUAAAAAAUUGCAAUACUGUAUUUUGUAGAAUAAGACAAUGCUGGUGAUAUUUUUAAAGUUUCUGCUUUUGUGCCAGAAACAGACAAUCCACAAUGAAAUGUUAAGCAGGAAAAGUGAUAAAUGAUAUUGUUAAAAGAUAUAAGGAUUAAUAUUAUAAAAAUAAGUCCUUUUGAAGUGAAUAUGAUGAUUCAGUUAUAAUGGGAGUUCUCUUUGUUCCUGAAACUAUAAAUGUUGAUAGCUCAACAUUUAUUGCUGAAUCUGCAUUGUGGCACCAGUGGCAAGAAUCAAUUGCUGUGCAAGGUGUUUUAAAGUUUGUAUAUAAAAAAACUGUCAUAAAGAAUGACAUUUUGAUAUGAUUAUCAAAUGUUAUGUGCUCUUUUACGUCUAUCAGCCACAACAUUAAAACUAUCUAUGCAAUACUGUGUAGGUCCCCCGCAUCUCGGAAGAGCAUUGUGAGAUGAUAUUCUUCUCAACACAAUUGUA
This is a messenger RNA of Myxocyprinus asiaticus (Chinese sucker), 2422 nucleotides long. Its product is annotated as serine protease HTRA3-like. The record is from RefSeq and is a predicted model, not a curated record. Gene Ontology annotation, biological process: proteolysis. The transcript is spliced from 9 exons. Gene Ontology annotation, cellular component: extracellular region. Lineage: Eukaryota; Metazoa; Chordata; Actinopteri; Cypriniformes; Catostomidae. The coding region runs from base 289 to 1692 and encodes 467 amino acids. Gene Ontology annotation, molecular function: serine-type endopeptidase activity; protein binding.